Messenger RNA from Blepharisma stoltei, 1886 nucleotides. The record is from the annotation of a GenBank genome assembly. NCBI's taxonomy places the organism in Eukaryota, Ciliophora, Heterotrichea, Heterotrichida, Blepharismidae.
AUGCUGGGACGCAUAAGUCGAUCUUUUACGGCUAAAGUCCAUGACUUUACAGGCCAUCCUGACUUGAAAAAGCUUGGAAUCGUGAACAGGCACAUUUACCGCAACCUCAUGGUUCCUGAAUAUUAUGAGAUGUGCUUAGGUAAAGAGCCAGCAAAUCCAUAUACUCUUCCAACUACUAUGUCUAGCACAGGAGCUCUUUGUGCUUAUUCAGCAUCAGCAACUGGGCGUUCACCAAAGGAAAAGCGUGUUGUCAAAGAAGAGACCACAGAAAAAGACAUUUGGUGGGGAAAGGUCAACAUCCCUCUGUCUGAAGCUUCAUAUGAGAUUAACAAGCAGAGAGCUAUUGACUAUUUAAACAAUAGACCAUACCUCUAUGUGGUUGAUGGAUACAUUGGUUGGGAUCCAAAAUACAGACUUAAGGUCAGAAUUAUCUGCACAAGAGCUUACCAUGCCCUUUUCAUGCACAACAUGCUGAUCCGCCCAACUGAAGAAGAGCUUGCUAACUCCUCCUCCGUGAGAGAACAAAAUCACCCUCAAUGAGCAAACAAAAUUAUGAAAAUUUUUUAUAUAAAUAUAAUAAAAGCUCUACCUAAUUCUGUUUAAUUUUCAGCAUCUUCCAUAUUUAAACAUAAAUUUACAAUUAAAUUAAUAUUAACUAUUUCGAAUCGUUUUUUUUAUUUCGAAAUUAACGCCAGGAGUGAACAAAAUUUUUUAUUUGCUCAGAGGGGAAUAAGGACUUCGAUCAUAUCGAUUACCACGUCCUAAAUGCAGGAGAAUUCCCAGCUGACACCCAUGUUGAAGGUGUCACCUCACAGACUUCCGUUAAUGUCAAUUUCAAAGACCAAAAAUUGGUUAUCCUUGGAAGCCAAUAUGCUGGUGAAAUGAAGAAGGGUCUAUUUGGAGUUAUGCACUAUGUGAUGCCAAAGAAAUACGGAGUUGUUUCCCUCCACGCUUCAGCUAAUGAAGGACCAAAAGGUGAUACAACUUUGUUAUUCGGACUUUCAGGAACAGGAAAAACCACCCUCAGUGCCGACCCACACAGAAGACUUAUUGGAGAUGACGAGCACUGUUGGACUGACGAAGGAAUUUUCAACAUCGAAGGAGGUUGCUAUGCAAAAUGCAUCUUUUUAAGCAGAGAAAAAGAGCCAGAAAUCUAUGAUGCUGUUAGGUUCGGGUCUGUUCUUGAAAACGUCUGCUUCAGACAAGGCACUAGAGAAGUUGACUUUUCUAAUGUCUCAUUGACAGAAAAUACAAGACUUUCCUACCCUCUUGAGUUCAUUCCUAACGUAAAACUUCCAGCUAUUGGAGGACAUCCAAAGAAUGUCAUUUUCUUGACUUGUGAUGCCUCAGGAGUACUUCCACCAGUCUCUAAAUUGACACCAGAACAAUCUAUGUACCACUUCAUCAGUGGAUAUACUGCUAAAGUUGCAGGAACUGAAGUCGGAAUUAAAGACCCUGAAUCAACCUUUUCAGCUUGCUUUGGAGAAGCUUUCUUACCACUUCACCCAUCUGUAUACGCUGAAUUGCUUGCUUCUAAAUUAAGAAAGCACGGUGCCACAACUUGGCUCAUUAACACUGGCUGGUCUGGUGGAAAAUACGGAGUUGGCAAGAGAAUGGAUCUUAAAGUCACAAGAAGAAUUCUUGACGCCAUCCAUGCUGGAGAACUUGACAAUGUUCCAACAUCACCUCUCCCUAUCUUUGGACUCCAUGUCCCUCAAAGUUGCCCAGGCGUUGAUCCACAUAUUCUUACUCCAAAGAAUACUUGGGCAAAUAAAGACGAAUAUGACCAAACCUUGAAGAAACUUGCAGGCCAAUUUGUCGAAAACUUCAAGAAAUACGAAGCUGGAUCUUCUAAAGAAACUAAAGCUGCAGGUCCAAAAAUAUAA